Molecule: messenger RNA, 9760 nt
Organism: Astyanax mexicanus (Mexican tetra)
Lineage: Eukaryota; Metazoa; Chordata; Actinopteri; Characiformes; Acestrorhamphidae
Gene: col27a1b
Product: collagen, type XXVII, alpha 1b
Exons: 61
Coding region: 765-5882 (1705 amino acids)
Molecular function (GO): extracellular matrix structural constituent
Source: RefSeq, a predicted model, not a curated record
UAGUUUAGUUGUUCUUUCUUUCAUUUUAAAACAAAAAUGCACCCAGUUUCUAUUUAUUUUUGGUGUUGUUUUGGGCAAGCAGGUAAAUUCAGAGCUCUAUUUUUCUAGAGUAAUUAAUUGAGAGUUUAGUGUUUCUCAGUGGACAGACACUCCUUCUGAGGAGGAAAGUUUUUUGUGUGACACAGUCUCAGCAGCAGCAGCAGCAGCAGCGGUAGUAACAGUAUCAGUGUGGCGGUGUGUCUUUCUCUGAGAGUCAGUUGAGGGCGACAGAGGGAGGUGUGCUUCACUGUGUCCUGAAAUUUCCUCAGCUUUCCCCUCCUCAACUCUUUCCUCAGCUGCUUCAGCUCCGGUCCCGGCGGCUCUCGCUCGGCUCUGCUCUCUAAAGCUGGUGUUACCGCUCACUCAGCGCGCCAUGGCCCUACCGAACUGGACCUAACUUCCCCUCAGAGUCUGCUCUUCUCCCGCCGCACGGGGCUACUCUUCUUCUCACAUGGAGUUUUCUGUAUCUUGUCGGCUUGUUGUUGGUCAUCUCCUGAAGGAACAAGGCUUUUUUGACUUGCCACUUGGAGAGGAGCUUCAGAGUUUGUAGCCUCAACGACUGCAUGUCACACUUUUCAUUUCACAGCUUUUUCUUCACCUCGACACCACCGUAACUCCGAGUGUUUUUGGGCUGAUUCUAUUUUUGUGUGGGGAAUGGAAAUAGUCCACCACAGAAGCCUGUCAUGUCCUGACAAACCCUCUCUAGAAAGAAUGAAGUAGCCGAGAUGGAGACGGACAAUGCCCCGUACUCCAAACUCAAAGCAGCUGGAGUCGGGGGGAGAACGUUAUUUCUCUGCACAGUUCUCUACUGUACCUGCUAUCUGGGGUUGGCACAAGUACAGUUUGAAGAUGUGGAUAUCCUCCAGAAGCUGGGCCUGGUUGGGAAGAAACCUUCCACAGGGACACGCUCUACUCCACAGGGCGUCAUUCCCUUCAAAUCAGGAGUCAUCCUGACUCAGAGGGCGCGAAUUGAAGUGCCCGUGAGCACCGUAUUGCCGGUAUCACUGAGUGCGGAGUUUUCGCUCGUUCUCAGCGUAUGCUCACAUCGCGUCAACAACGCCUUCCUCUUUACGGUCGUGUCGAAGAGGAAGAGACUGCAGCUUGGGGUGCAGUUCAUCCCUGGGAAAAUCGUAGUCCAUGUGGGCCAAAAGAACUCUGUAUAUUUUGAUUAUGACGUCCACAAUGGCCAGUGGCAUAACCUGGCUCUGGACUUCCAACCUCAACGGGUUACUUUAUAUACUUCUUGUGGGAAGACAAGUGUACAUGCAAAUUUGCAUUUAAAAAAUGAAGAGACUCUGGACUUGGAACCAGAAGGCUCCUUUCUUCUGGGCAAAAUGAGCCACAACUCUGUGCAGUUUGAAGGAGCCAUCUGCCAGUUUGACAUUCAUCCUUCUGCCAAGGCAGCUCACAACUAUUGUACGUACAUUAAAAAACAGUGCAGGGAAGCAGACACCUAUCGACCAAACCUUCCGCCCAUUUUGCCGCUGUUACCCCUGGAUCCUAACAUCUCGGUCACCUUUCGGACUCCCAGUGCCGUAACCCAGCUAGUCAACAAAGGCUUUACCCCUAGUCUGUCGCUAACCCAAGGUAAGACACGGAUUAACCCUGUAAACUCUGGAGGUCUUAACUCUUCUACCCUGCCAACGUCCAAAUCUCAACUCCUGUCUGUUGCCACCCAAGGAACGGUACCUCCAAGGACAGCCAAACCAACUCUGCAACUUCCAGUCCAGGCCAAAACUCCAACCAUUGCUGCCCCCCUUAAAACCAGUGGAUCAUCAACCCUCCUCAAACCUACUCAACCAAGCAGCCCCAAGAAGACCAUCCAUGUAGGAACUACCAAAUUCCCAAAAUCCAAAGGGAUCAGCAUAUCGUUAACAGAGAGGCCAACCACACAAAAGCCAACGCCAAGUGUUCCACCUUCUACAACCAUAAAACCGAGACCCUCCAGCACUUAUAGCCUUUUGCCUUCCUCAAAGAGGCAGCUGACCACCUUAGCUGUCAAGAGAUCUGUGCCAGAUGUGACCACCUUUGCGACUCCCGAGCCCUCUUCUUUUGUCUCAGUUACCCCUGCAGCCACUGACGGUUUUCAGACCUUUGACCUGGAGCCGACCCAGUUUUCCCUCCUAGUUGGGCUACCUGGAUUGAAAGGAGAACCAGGAAUACCAGGACCUCCAGGGCCCCCCGGCAAGCCAGGAUUACCAGGGAAGCGAGGGCCUCGGGGUCCUCCAGGUCCACAUGGAACUCCCGGUCGUCCAGGGCCUCCCGGACUCAAGGGAAGAAAGGGAGACCCUGGACUUUCACCUGGCAGAGCGCCAAAUGGAGCAAAAGGGGACCCUGGGCUCUUGGGACCACCUGGACUUCCUGGUCAAGCUGGUCGAAAGGGACAGAAAGGUCACCCCGGUCCACCUGGCCAUCCUGGAGAGCCUGGGGAGCGAGGGCUUGAUGGAAGUCCGGGUGCCAAAGGUUAUCCUGGCAGGCAGGGUUUGCCAGGGCCUAUAGGAAAUCCAGGACCAAAAGGAGUUCGGGGCUACAUUGGAAUUCCAGGCCUCUUUGGUCUCCCGGGGCCUGAUGGAGAAAGAGGUAUUCCUGGUGUUCCUGGGAAGAAGGGGAAGAUGGGUAGGCCGGGCUUUCCUGGGGAUUUUGGCGAGAGAGGACCACCAGGACCUGACGGAAACCCUGGGGACCUGGGUGCACCUGGUCCAAGUGGAGUACCUGGACUUAUUGGGGACAUGGGGCCUGUUGGAAUCAUGGGUCUUCCAGGCCCAAUUGGACUCAAGGGGGUGCUGGGAAAUCCAGGAGAGGCAGGACUGAAAGGUGAUAAGGGUGAAGUUGGCUUGCCUGGAGAACCUGGAGAGCCCGGGUUCCAGGGUGACAAGGGUAUCCAGGGCUUACCAGGUAUGCCAGGCAUCCGAGGGAGGCCGGGGCCACAGGGGAAGACUGGAGAUCUCGGCCCAGCUGGUUUGCCCGGCCCCCCUGGCCCAGAGGGUUUUCCAGGUGAUAUCGGACCCCCUGGACAAAAUGGCCCAGAAGGCCCAAAGGGGAAGGCAGGAGUAAGAGGCAUACCUGGUCCAAGAGGAGCUACCGGACUGGAGGGUGAAGAGGGGCCAAUUGGACCAGCCGGGGCCCCAGGACUGGAGGGCAGGCCUGGGAGGAAGGGGUUCUCUGGAAAGCCGGGAGCGGAUGGGCCCAAGGGGGAGCCUGGAAUAAUGGGAAAUGUUGGAAUGCUUGGCGAAAGGGGUCUUGUUGGGUUCAUUGGGCCUGUUGGUGAGACUGGGCUUUUGGGUGAGAAGGGAGACCGCGGAGAGACGGGUCUGCCAGGGCCGCCGGGAGAAAAGGGAGCGAUGGGACACCCAGGAACACCGGGUGAGAGAGGAGAACCUGGACCACAAGGAAUACCUGGGCCUCCCGGUUCGAGAGGACUUAGUGGCAACAGAGGACCCAAAGGAAGAAGGGGGGCAAGGGGGCCUGAUGGACCAACUGGAGAGAAGGGGUCAGCAGGAGGCGAGGGUCCGGACGGUCCGCCAGGAAAAUCGGGUUUUCCAGGGCCGAUGGGAAAGAUCGGUGAAACAGGAGAGCCAGGAGCACGUGGAUUUCCUGGCAUUCAAGGACCCUCUGGACCACCAGGAGCAAAAGGAAUCCCAGGAGAACCUGGACCUUCAGGACCACCAGGAACAAUGGGCCCCUUAGGAGAGAUUGGCCUAAAGGGCCCACCGGGAAAAGUCGGAGACCGGGGUUUACCAGGUGAACCCGGAGAGAAGGGUGCUGUCGGACCUCCUGGAAACACUGGUGAACCUGGCCUGAUUGGAACUAGAGGUGAACCUGGGCAUGAUGGAGAGGCUGGACGGAGUGGACCCGACGGUGCCAAGGGUGAAAAGGGGGAUUUGGGAGCUGAGGGUGAGCAUGGAGAGAAAGGAGAGAUUGGACUGAAAGGAAAGGAAGGACCCCCUGGAGAUCCUGGGCUAGUUGGCGUCAGAGGUCCUGAAGGUAAACCUGGAAAAAUUGGAGAAAGAGGCAAACCAGGAGAAAAGGGUAGCAAGGGUCACCAGGGUCACCUCGGUAUGACUGGAGAAGUUGGUGAUCUGGGACCUGUGGGUUUUCCUGGGCCAAAGGGAAACAGAGGAACCAUCGGAUUUGUGGGUGCCCCUGGGAAAAUGGGCAUGCAAGGAGACCCAGGACUGUCUGGAUAUGAAGGUCACCAAGGACCUCAGGGCCCAAUUGGCCCACCAGGACCAAAAGGUGCAAAGGGUGAGCAAGGAGAUGAUGGGAAGAUUGAAGGUCCUGCUGGUCCUCCAGGUGACAUCGGGCCUGUUGGGCAUAGAGGAGACCGAGGAGAAUCAGGUGACCCCGGCUACCCAGGUCAGAUUGGUGUAGACGGACAAAGAGGCAAAGCUGGAGCUCCAGGUCUUCCUGGAAAUCCUGGUCCAAGAGGCACCCAAGGGCCUAAAGGAUCUAAAGGCGAUCAAGGUCCAAAAGGCAAAAAGGGUGUUCCAGGAGAAUCGGGCAGCCGUGGGUCCUCAGGUUCAGUUGGUCUUUCUGGUCCCAAAGGUGUUGUAGGCCGAGAGGGACCUGAGGGCUUGCCUGGCAUGGAUGGACUUUCUGGAAAAGAUGGGCCCAAAGGAAUCGCAGGAGAGCAGGGAAACGAUGGAGAAGUUGGUUUACCUGGAAACUCAGGUCCACGUGGUCAAACUGGACCACCGGGCUUAAGAGGCAGUCAAGGAUCCUUUGGACCAAAGGGUGAGAGGGGUCUUGCAGGAGAGACUGGACCAAUAGGAAAGCGUGGAGUCCCUGGAGGCAUGGUCAACCAAGGAAAGCAGGGUGACACUGGUGUUAAAGGACAACCUGGUGAUCCUGGUGAGCAGGGAUUCCCUGGAAUUCUUGGAAUCUUUGGACCCAAGGGUCCGCCGGGUGAUUUUGGGCCUAGUGGUAUCCAGGGCCCGAAAGGACCACAGGGUUUGAUGGGAAGGGAAGGAACCAUCGGACCAGUCGGAAUCAUCGGCCCCAGUGGAUAUCCAGGACCACAGGGGGACAAAGGAAAUCGAGGGGAAACGGGUGUACCAGGACCAAAGGGACCUCCAGGUCCUCGAGGACCACAGGGACCACCUGGUCCCUCUGGAGUUCCAUUGUCACUCAAAAAUGGGGAGCUUGGUGCUGCUUUUCAAGUUAUAUUUGAUUCCUACUCUGCAUUGAGGUCUGAUGCAUACUCAGACAUGGACCUCCCAAUGCUGGACCAGGGAACAGAGAUCUUUAAGACCCUUCACUACCUCAGUAACCUGAUCUACAGCAUCAAGAACCCGCUAGGAACCCAGGAGAAUCCGGCCAGGAUGUGCAGGGACCUGCUGGACUGUGAGCAGAGGAUGAACGAUGGCACUUACUGGAUCGACCCAAACUUGGGCUGCUCAUCUGACACAAUAGAGGUGACCUGCAACUUCACCGGAGGAGGCCAGACCUGCCUGAGGCCGCUCACUGUGUCCAAGUUGGAGAUGGGUGUGGGUCUAAUCCAGAUGAACUUCAUCCACCUGCUGAGCUCAGAGGCUGUACAGCUCAUCACCAUCCACUGCCUGAAUGUACCUGUGUGGGCCACAGCAGCCUCCAGACCUCCAUCCGCCUCCAACAGUGUGCGCUUCAAAACCUGGAACGGACAGAUGAUUCAGGCUGGAGGACUCAUUCAGCCUGACCUGGUGAAGGACGAAUGCUGGAUGACAGAUGGACGGUGGCAUCAGACCCAGUUCCAGUUUGUGACCCAGGACCCAAAUCUGCUACCCAUUGUGGAUGUGCUCAACCUGCCCAUCACCAAACCUGGAUCUAACUACCACCUGGAGGUGGGGCCUGUGUGCUUCUUAUAGAGCCCUGAGGAGGAGGCUGUGAAUUCUUUUUACUCAACAGAGAGAGAGAGAAAGAGAUGGAGGACUAUGGCCUAGACUUCUCUGCUCCAGUGUAGACUGCAAACUCAGAACAUGGAGAAGAUAAGUUCUGGAGCAUUCUGGGAGAAAACAGGACUUCUCGCACCAGCAGCUCCGCCGACACAAAGCUCUCUUUCUUUAAAAGCCGCUUCCUUUCUUCUGCGUUCCAACCCAAGACUGUGAGAAACUUUGAGCAGUCGUCUCGAACUGUUAGAAGAGUUAAUUUAUUCACACCGUUGCGUUUUCACCUGCGAAAGCCCCAUUUCCUGUUACAAACAGGUGAAGAAAAGGAAGCUACACAUGUAUUUGCAUUUACAGUACUUUUGUAUCAUUUUGUUACACUUAUGUAUUUAUACAAGUAUGUAUAUUUUCUGUAAAGUGCAAUAAUAGAAAGCAGAGAGAUUUUGUUGUAUAAAGAUUAAUCGUAUAUUUGGCUGUUUUUUAGGGAAUCAAGGUUUACUGUCACUAUUCAGGUUUGGUGGCUGUUGAGUCAGUGAGUGUAUAGGUGUGUGUGUGACUGUGUAAGUGUGAUUGUGUGUGUGAGUCUCGUUUGGACGAUUCCAGCUGGACUAGGCCAGGAAUCUUUGUGCAUAAACACAUUCAUACACAGCCCAUAAACAGCGUAUCAAAACUCGUCAGGUUUCGUUCAUAAUUUCGUUCGGACGGAGGUGGAUUCAGGCUUGAAAGUGUCAUUAAACGUCUACCUCCAAACUUUUUACAAGCGUUAUUGGUGCUUUAGGAAAAUCAGCUUCAAACAUAUACAUACAUUUGUCUCCUGUGGUUGGAUUGCAUCCAUCAAGUGUCUAUAAAUGAAAUGCCUUUUGUACUUUGAAAGGGAAUAUUUUUGUAUAAACAGAAAAAAGAAAAAAUAGUGUUCUUUUUAUGCAGCCAUAUUUUCACAAAUGUUUCACAAAUGUCUUUGUGCAUCAUCUGUACAAAUCUUUUCUGAGUUCUACCAAGGUGUUAUAUAUUUUUUUCAGGCUCUCUUCAGUCUGAAAGCUGCCAUUUGCUGGCACAAAGUAAGCUACAGUGUUGAUGUUCCUUUUUUUUAAACAGGCAGUUAAAACCCUUCUGGUGCUACUAAAUAUAGUCCACAUGAAUUAAAGGAAACAAUUGCAGAGACCUCCAUUAGCACUUCAUCCAGUCCCGUGAGCCCCGUCUGACUGCACACGUUGAUCGUUCGCCCUUGAGAAAGUGUCCGGUUCUCUUGCUCUGAGUACAGUGUGAUGUGUUUGUUAUAGAAAUGUCUCAGUGAAUAAAUUGAAUUUGCACAAUUUUUCCACUUAUUCUACAUGUUGACAUGUUCCAAUACUUGAUCUCAAAUAUCAAAUUACAUCAUGGAAAUCAUUGUUCUUUUAUACACCAUUAUUGUUUACAAAUUCUCUGUGGUCUAAGCUGAUCCUUGAUGGUUAAGGUGGUUAAGAUGCUGGUCAUCCAGGCAAAAAGAAAAAAAAAUAGGAUUUAAAAAGUGUCCUGCAGGCUAAAGCGCUCAAAUCCUGGUCAUGCAGCUUGCCAUCAGUUGCCGGAGCUAUAAGAGAGCACAAUUGGCCUUGCUCUCUCCUGGUGGGUAGAUGGCACUGUUUCCCUUUAUCACUUCAAAGGGUGAUGUCGAUCAGCAUGAGGCAUCUGUGAGCUGAUGUAUUGGAAGCCAUUGGCUACUCGGCAAUGCUGCAUCAGCUGCAGUUUGAAAAGAGGUUGUGGCUGACUUCAUGUUGGAGGAGGCAUGUGCUAGUCUUUACCCUCCUUGUGUUCUGGCAUCACUAGUGAUGGGGGCCAUACAGCUGAGUAGCAGCUGAAUAGGUGGGACGAUUGGCCUAGGUAAAAUAGGAGAAAAUGGGAAAAAUAAGAAAUGUCAUUUUAAAAACUAAUAAAUCAUAUAAAAUGAGCAACAAAAAAAAAUUAAAAUACACAAUGACCAUUGUAAUGGAUGCAGGGUCUCGUAUUAUUGGUAUUUGGUGUCUAAAUUUGGCUACUUUGGUUUAGUAUUGGAAGUAACUGUUGCCAAAAAGUCUCUCAAAUCAUUUCUGUAAAUACAUACUGUAAAGAGAGCACAAUUGGCCAUGUUCUCUCUGGGUGGGUAGGUGGCACUCUUUCCCCACAUCACUCCAAAGGGUGAUGUCGAUCAGCACAAAGCAUCUGUGAGCUGAUGUAUCAGAACCGAGCGCGCUGUGAUGCUUCUCAGCAAUGCUGCAUCAGCAGCUGUUCAAAAAGAGGUGGUGGCUGACUUUAUAUGUAUCAGAGGAAGCAUGUGCUAGUCUUUACCCUCCUGGUGUUGGGGCAUCACUAGUGAUAGGAGGAGUCAAAAUGAGUGGGUUGGUAUUGGCCUUGUAAAUUGGGGAGAAAAUGGGAUAAAAAUGUGAAAUAAAUAAUAAUAAAAAAGAAUCUUUUUUUUUUUUUUUCUGUGCAUUAAAGACAGAAAACAGCAUUCUUAUAUUUUCCAUCACUGGAUAAAUUAUAUAAGAAUAUAAGAGUGGGAUUUAGACGGCAGUUUGAACAAGUUAAGGGAAGUGUUUGGACAUACCGCUCUGAAAUUUUUUUUAGACUUCAGUUUUUUUUUUUAAAUCAGUUUCUCUGAUUUUGCUAUUUAUAGGUAUAUGUUUGAGUAAAAUGAACGUUGUUGUUUUAUUCUUUAAACUGCAAACAAUAUUUCUUCCAAAUUCCAAAUAAAAAUAUUGUAAUUUAGAGCAUUUAUUUGCAGAAAAUGAGAAAUGGCUGAAAUAACAAAAAAUAUGCAGAGUUUUCAGACCUCAAAUAAUGCAAAGACACAAAAACAAGUUCAUAUAUUCUUAAAGAUUUACGAGUUGAGUGGAAUAACCCUGUUUUUUAAGCACAGUUUUCAUGCAUCUUGGCAUGUUCUCCUUCACCAGUCUUACACACUGCUUUUGGAUACAUUCAAGGAUAUAUUCAAGCAGUUCAGCUUGGUAUGAUGGCUUGUGAUCAUCCAUCUUCCUCUUGAUUAUAUUCCAGAGGUUUUCAAUUUGGUGAAAUGAAGAAACUCAUCAUUUUUGAGUGGUCUCUUAUUUUUUUAGAGCUGUGUUUUCUGGAAUCAGGAUGAUAUGUGUGACUUUUAGCUAAAGGGCUGCUAGUGCUUGUUAGCUAGCAUGAUUGAGGUCUGAAAGCUCUGCAUCUUUUUUGUUAUUUAAGCCAUUUCUCAUUUUCUGGUGAAGGUGUGGGAUAAGUGGAAAACUGUACACAUUUAAUCUUAUAUUUUUCGCUUCUCCAGACAGCAGUACAUCCAACAAAUACUCAACAAACACUCAGAGCUCUGUGGCUCCUUCUCUUCGAAAACAAGGGCUUAAAAUUUCCACUAGAAGCGGCUGCUGAAGCUGCAACCACAGGCCUGAUUGUAGGUAAUGCUAACCUUAUUCAAUCGUUUGCUUUUCAGUUACUUCUUUUUUUUUAUUACAAUCUCUCAUUUUAUCAGCUCGUAUCAGCAUUUGGUGGUGUGUCUGAAACUGUCAAGAGCCGUCUUGUGUUACAGGGAGGUGCUUUUGUGUGUAACCUUUUCUAGCGUUGAUUGUUGGUUGGUUUGUUGUGCAGUGCAGUGCAGUGUUUUGUAUAGGGUAAUGAGUGCACUGUGUGUGUGUGUGUGUGUGUGUGUUAGCUACAUCUUAUAAUUCACCCAUAUGAUGCAGUUUGUCUGUCUGUCAUUGUUCUGUUUCUGUUUGAAUAUUGUUCAAGUCAGAAUACCUCACAUUAUUCCUCACAAAGAAACACAAUACUUCUUUUUAUUUUCUUCCCUCCAACAAUCAAAUUCAUUUCAAUUAUCAAAAGGUUACAAACCCUCUUCAUUUACCUCUGAAUAAACAGCUGGGUGCUCA